Messenger RNA from Macrosteles quadrilineatus (aster leafhopper), 719 nucleotides. Its product is annotated as putative odorant-binding protein A10. NCBI's taxonomy places the organism in Eukaryota, Metazoa, Arthropoda, Insecta, Hemiptera, Cicadellidae. The transcript has 2 exons. Bases 227 to 676 code for a protein of 149 amino acids. The record is from RefSeq and is a predicted model, not a curated record.
UAACGAAUUUAAAACGGCUGCUUUUGCUGCAGUAUAACGGAAAACCAUUUAUUUUACCUAAACAGCUGAUUGUUCCAACAAACCAGCUGACUAGAUAAACAAGCGUACACAGGUCACGUUUUUAUCCAAGUUUCAUGACUACGCACAGCAACAUUUCCCAAAUAUUGAAAUUCCAGGCCCAUCAGAAGGUCAAGUGUGUGUCAAGGAAACACUAUAGUGUUUUACAAUGUCUUGGUCGGUUGUGAUCCUGUAUAUCUCCCUGAGCGGACUCCAUGGUCUGGGGACUUCGCCCCCCGAGGACGGUCUUCAGGACAUCAGCAAAGACGUCAAGAGGAUCCAGGACAACGAAGGACUCUUCGACCAGUACUACCAGUGCCUUGUGGGCGGCCCUUGUACCCAGGAUACGAAGAGGUUGAAAGAUGUUAUACAGGAGGCAUUGCAAAAUGAUUGUGCAAGAUGCACGGCCUCCCAGCGUCGCUCUGCCGUGGACAUGCUCAAGUUGGCCAUGGAGUGUCGACCAGUGCAGUUCCAUGAGCUGGAGAAGAAGUUCGACCCCCGAGGCAGGUUCAUGAGCAAGUACAAGAGACGGGGUCAGGGUGUUGGAUGGCAGGGCGGGGAAACACCUCCCGUGGCCAGACAGCUUCCCACUGCUCAUAACCGAUGCUUGGUCAUUUAACAUAUCCAAGGGUAUUGGUAGUGUGGAACGAAUUUGAAAUUAU